GUAUCUGUCAUGUUCUUGACAAUAGUUUCUCAUGCAGUGGCUUAUGAUUCGUUUGAUCCAAAUGGGAGGAUAAAUAUCAAAUGGGAUGUUCUGUCUUGGACUCCUGAUGGCUAUGUGGUGACAGUAACAAUAAUCAACAACCAAAUGUACCGGCACAUCACGAGCCCCGGAUGGACCUUAGGCUGGACAUGGGCUAAGAAGGAAGUGAUAUGGUCAAUGGUGGGAGCUCAAGCCACUGCUCAAGGAGACUGCUCCAAGUUCAAAGCAAAUAUUCCACACAGCUGCAAGAAAACUCCCACAGUUGUUGACUUGCUUCCUGGGGUUCCGAUGAACCAAAGAUUUUCAGAUUGCUGCAAAAGUGGUGUUAUGGCAUCAUGGGGACAGGACCCCUCAGCUGCAGUCUCAGCAUUUCAGCUGAGUGUUGGCCAUUCAGGUACUUCAAAUAAAACAGUAACACCACCAAAGAAUUUUUAUUUGCUUGGUCCUGGACCAGGCUACACUUGCAGUGCUGCAACCAUUGUACCACCCUCAGUUUCCUUCUCGCCUGAUGGCCGCCGUACGACUCAAGCAAUGAUGACAUGGACUUUGGACUGCACUUACUCGCAAUUGCUCGUCUCUGAAAAUCCAACAUGUUGCGUCUCUCUGUCAUCUUUCUACAACCCCAUGAUUACUCCUUGUCCAUCUUGUGCUUGCAGUUGUAAGGAUGUGAACAAUAAUUGCAUAAAUGACCCCAAGGACUCAAGGGUGCUGAAUAAAAAAGCCUUAGCUAAGGAUGAUGCAUCAAUGUUACAAUGCACAGAUCACAGGUGCCCGAUCCGAGUGCAUUGGCAUGUGAAGGCUAACUAUCGGGCAUAUUGGCGUGUGAAGAUUACCAUCACCAACUUCAACUACCUGAUGAAUUAUACACAAUGGACUCUUGUUGCUCAGCAUCCGAACUUCAAUAAACUAGCUAAUGUCUCUAGCUUUGUCUACAAGCCACUCAUUCACUACGGCUCAAUAAACGACACCGGCAUGUUUUACGGCAUACAAAAUCAUAGUGACCUACUAAUGGAAGCUGGGCCUGAGGGAUAUGUCCAGACGGAGUUGCUUCUUGGAAAGGACAUGAAAGCAUUUACAUUGGACCAAGGUUGGGCAUUUCCCUUCAAACUUUACUUUAAUGGCGAUGAGUGCAAGAUGCCCCUUCCUGAUAUAUAUCCAACCCUGCCCAACUCUGCUUAUGCAAAUCCUAUUUCCUCAUCUACACUGGCUACAACCCUUUUGCUUUCGGCGCUACUAGUCUUUUUGUGCUCGUGCCAUUAA
Molecule: messenger RNA, 1299 nt
Organism: Prunus dulcis (almond)
Lineage: Eukaryota; Viridiplantae; Streptophyta; Magnoliopsida; Rosales; Rosaceae
Product: COBRA-like protein 4
Exons: 6
Coding region: 10-1299 (429 amino acids)
Biological process (GO): cellulose microfibril organization; plant-type cell wall cellulose biosynthetic process
Cellular component (GO): plasma membrane
Source: RefSeq, a predicted model, not a curated record